Messenger RNA from Helianthus annuus (common sunflower), 2470 nucleotides. RefSeq lists its product as uncharacterized. The transcript is spliced from 2 exons. Lineage: Eukaryota; Viridiplantae; Streptophyta; Magnoliopsida; Asterales; Asteraceae. The record is from RefSeq and is a predicted model, not a curated record. The coding region runs from base 1813 to 2361 and encodes 182 amino acids.
UUCGUAUACACGUAAAUCUGGUAUACUCUUUGCACAUUAUGCAAGUAAUGAACAAGUAUACACAUACUAUUGCACAAUUUAUAACAAGUAUGCGGGCCAUAUAUAUUUAUUCACGUUACAAGUUCAUAUCUCACAAUGGCAUAUACUAACAAUUCGGUUCUUAUACAAGUAGUCAUGCAAGUUCCCAAAAUCAAUUAACUAACAUCAAUUUAAGAUAGUCCACCAAGGGCAUCGGCCCACUAUUGAAAAAUCGGUCCACUUACAACUCCUUGUUGUCAGGCGGUGUAUUGAAGUUUGUUAUAUUCCCAUGCUAUUAGUUGGUCAAAGUUUAGUAAUAAUAAAGAUCAUAUGCACAACCGCCACAGUAACAAUAAAAUAAAAUAAAAGAAUCCGGUUGACACUUUAGUAUUAAAGGGGCCGAAUAAGUAACCAAUACCCACCUUUGGGCCGCCCAAACCCUACCAAUCGGAGGUCACAAGGAAUUUCCUAAUCUCACCUGUAAUUGACCGCCCAUUACUACCAAUCACUUGCUUAAUAAUACUGAUUUAUCUUUAUGGAACAUUGUGUAGCCUAAAAACAUAUAUAUACUAGCCGACAAUUUCAUGUGCACUUUUCCCACACAAUCCCAUGUAAUUCAAAGCAUGUUGGCCGACAUUUGUUAACCCAUCACAUGUACUGUUAAUUGACCUUUAGUAUAUUUGAGUGUGCACUAUGCUAUUGAUUUCGAUUGGACCCCCCCCCUUUACUCAGCCGCCAAUUCCAUGCACUAUUCAUAAAGUUACAUGCAAAUCAAAUAAUAAAAAAAAGAUGUUGGCUGACAAUUGCUAAAAUCACAUGCACUGUUUGUUAGACUUUUGAUGUUAUUAUCACUUGUGUAGUGUGCCACCGUUUAAUGAAACCAAUGACACACAACCAUUUCAAUCCCAAUUCGUAUAGCCUUCCACGUGAUGAUAUUACAACAAAUAUUGAGUGUAACCGAAUGAUUGGGCCGUUUAAAGUCUAGUUAUUUUCAUUGAUGCACACUAAAUUCGAUGCUCACUGACAUUCACAUGCUUACAUGAAAGCCACUGGACCUAACAUUCCUACAAAUCAAUCCAUCUAGCCGACCAUAAAUACAAGAUUUUGUUACUCAUUCAACAGUCUAAUAAAUCUAUCAUAUAACUAUAAUAUGGUUGACAUAUAUCACGUAUAAACACCCCACAUGUCAAUCAGGCAUAUAAACAAGAUUAAAUGAACAAGAUUCAUUGCGAGUACAAUACACUAACCACAAGUUUGCUCCAAAAGGACGAUGUUUCGAAGGGGGUUUAUUCACUGCCGUCGCACAACCAUUAGAGAGUUUAGGGUUUGAGUUUAUGAAUACUAACCAGUCACGUAAUCCUUUUGUGCGUGAAUAUAGUGUAUGGUAACCGGCCCCCUAAUCAAAACAAUCGCCCACUUGGACUUCUACUCGGCCCAACCUCUAUUUUUGUGAAUGAUGGCCCAACUACUACUUCAAUGCAUAAAGUGUGUGUACGUGUGGAUGAUAUCCCUAGCCAGCCCAUGAGUUAAGUAACAAGGUCCAAGUAAUCAGCCCACAAUCGCUUUUUAAUACAAUACACAUACAUAUCAGAUAGACACUUAUAAUGCACGUCACGUAUAUAACCAAUGCUUCGUGAACGAGUAUUAAGUUGAGUGGAAACCUUGGAAACUCGGGUUGUCACAAUCGUCAUUCCCAAACCUUCACCAGCUACCAGGCCCCGGAGUUCAAGCUCCCGUAAAAUCUCUGAUACAUUCCCCUAUGAGAAUUACGGGUUCAUCGAAGCAAGCGGAUUUAUGACUUCUUUUCUCAACCAGGGUCUCGAACCUCUGGUUUACUUAUAUCAGGAAUCCUGUGGGCUCAACAAGACGCUUGAAUCCAAAUUGAAGAAAGCUGAAGUCACCAUCUCUGAUCAGGGCAUGAUUGUAGCCGCCAAAUCUCGGCACUACGAGGAGAAGUACAAGGCUAUGACCCAAGAACACCAGACCACUCUUAAUAAAGCUGCUCUUCAAGCUCAGAGCGAUCUUGAUGCUGCCCAUGCUCAACAUAAACAGGAUAUGGUCAGCUACCGGGAAAGCCUCAAAAGUUCCGUCGUCAUUUCUCUCCUCCAGGCCAGGCUAAAGAUGGCCUACGAAGCCAAAACACUAGGCUUCGAAUGCCCUUCUUGGGACAUCAGUCCUUGGGAAACAAAGCUAAAGAACCUUGGCAGCACCUCUAUCAAACCUGCUGCUGAAGAAUCUUCAAAAGCAGUUGAAAAACCAACCGGUGCUGAGAAGGAUGCUGAGGUGGAUCCCGAGACGGAUGCUACUGAAACUACUAUGAACGAAGAAGGCGCUGCUUCCUAAAACUUAUUUUCUUUAAAUUUGAGAAUUAUGCUUUCGUUUGAACAAUUUUAUUUCUUAUCCUAUGAACAGUUUCUAUUUCGGUAUUAAGACAAUGUGAUAGCCGGAGGUG